Molecule: messenger RNA, 2037 nt
Organism: Symbiodinium natans
Lineage: Eukaryota; Dinophyceae; Suessiales; Symbiodiniaceae
Source: the annotation of a GenBank genome assembly
AUGGCAGCUCACCAGUUCGUGCGCUGCGACAGCGAUGGCGUGAUUGUGGACGUCGAGGAGUUUGAGGUGGCAAGGGCAAUCCUCGCUGGUGAGACGCAGCUGCUCAGCCAAGGCAUCCAGUCCAAGCACAUCUUCGAGCUUUGCAUCGCAUUUGGGCAUCAGAGCACGGCUGCCGCUCUGCUGACGCAGGUUCCGGGUUGCAAGGUGGAGGCCUGGCACCUGGGACCUUUUGCUAGCGAGGCAAGAAGCCCCCUUGUUCGAUUCUUCGGCUGCCAGUGCGGAAGCACCUGGGACACCUGCAGCUUCUGCUGCUGGGGCUGGGACAUCGAAAGCGGCGUGUGGAUGCAGGACUGGGAUGCCGAGCUCGGCGACGCAAUCGCCUGCGCCCGUGAGGCGGCCCAGCGGCCCGUGGCCCGUGUGCUGCUGGGACUGCUGGGCGUGCUGCGUUCGGGCGAGGGCUUCCGCAACCUCGAGGUCUCAGACGAAGCCACAGCGCGGCUUCUGGACUUGGCCAUCCUUAUGGGAGACAAGGACUUGGCCGAGCGCUGCGCCCGGCACCGUGCGAAGAGGCCCCUGAGGCGCUGGUGCUCGCAGGACUUUUUUCCGUUUUGCGGCAAUGCCCUGGUGAGUGUCUCCGCGCCAGAUGUCUUGGCAGCCGCCUUGCUUGCGGGUGUGGCUUUGCAAGAGCUUAAUCGUGCCAUCCCGGGCUGCCAGUGUGUCAUGCCAUUGCGCGAAGCCAUUGCCCUGUGUGGCGACAUGCAGCUCUGGGAGACUUUGGCCCCACUGCUGCCGGAAGGCCAGAAACCAUGGAUCCCGUACACGUGUGACUACACGGCGCUUUUCUUUUGCAACUGCGACCCGGAUCUGCAUUGGAACUGGGAGCUUUGCAUGAGCAGGCUCCAAACUGCCACGCUAGCAAACAUGGCGCUUGGGGAGUUUGCAGUUGACGCUGAGUAUGGCAACGAGAGUAGCUGUUACACAUGCGGCGUUCAUGGUAUGACAGUCGAUAUUUACGAUCCAUUUCGCCUGAUGGACAUUGCUGUGUUGAACGGCCAAUCAGCGUGUGCAGAGCUGCUCGCAUCCGUCGGGGCCAGCUCCUCGAAAUGGACCUGCCAGGCAUGCUUGCCAGACCAACGGUGCCAUGACUGCGGAGAAGUGGCAUUAUCUGUAGCGAUGGUGCCACUGGAAGAGCGUCGCGCAGCUGCGGGCGCGGCUCUACGUGUGGCGCUCGCGCGAGCCUGGCGUCUUGCUGCGCCGAUGGGGCUGGGAAUCUAUCAAGCCCUGCGUGCGUGCAGCUGUGGGAAAAUGGCGCCAAAGCCUUUGGUGAAAAUCAUCCUCUCCUUCGCUGCUGAGAGGCCUCACAUUGCUUGUGUUCUGGAGGGGCUCGAGGAGGAGCUUGAGCAGUCAGCAGGGGCUCUCCAAGAACAGGCGCCGCACGAAGUUGCAUCCGAGACUUCUCAUGUGGAGGCAGUCCGCGAUGGGGAGACGGAGGUCCAAGGUAUGGAGGACGCGAAGUCCACCGACGACUUGCUGACGGCUUUGCGCAACAGUCGGGACGAGAUGAUGCCCUUAAGCCCCGAUGGCGUGAUCUGCUUCAAGCUCACGCGGAAGGCCAAUGCCCCACACGUCAACGAGCUGCUCUUUGAUGCCGAGGGUCCCUUGGCCGACUUGCACCGGCGCGUUCUGAACGCCGGAUGCGAGGUGGCUCCGGAGUGGUCACCUGUUAAGGCCCUCUUCGUGCCCCUCACGCAGGCACAGCUCCUGGAGCUGACUGAAGAUGGUACUCGCAACCCGAAUACCCCGGAGCUCGGCAAGCAGCACAUCCUGGCCUUAAGGGCCGACGGCCCUCUCUUGGACCGAGCGAUCCGCAGCCUCCGCAACGCGCACCGCCCCCGCCUUUGGCCCAGAGUCCCGGCAGCGCCCGCAGCGUCGGGGCGUGACGAGGAGGAGGAGGAAGAGGAGGAGGAGCCCAUGAUUGUGGUGGAGGGUGGGCUCAACACCGACUCCAGCCUCGGCUUUCCCAGCUACGAGGGCUGA